Diospyros lotus (date-plum) is the source of this 441-nucleotide messenger RNA. RefSeq names its product putative pentatricopeptide repeat-containing protein At1g09680. Lineage: Eukaryota; Viridiplantae; Streptophyta; Magnoliopsida; Ericales; Ebenaceae. Gene Ontology annotation, molecular function: protein binding. The record is from RefSeq and is a predicted model, not a curated record. The transcript has a single exon. Bases 1 to 441 code for a protein of 146 amino acids.
AUGAAAGAAGCCCAGUUGAUUUUUGAUCAAAUUAGGAAGUGGGGUUUGAGGCCUAGUGAUGUUAGUUUCAAUACAUUGAUAAAUGGUUACUGUAAAUUGGGAAAUUUGGAGGAAUGGUUUAGGUUAAAAAGGGUUAUGGAGGACAUAAAUGUUUCUCCUGAUGCCUAUACUUACAUUAUCUUGAUUAAUGGAUUUUGCAAGGAUAGUAGGUUAGAUGAUGCAAACCAACUACUUGAUGAAAUGUGUGACAGGGGAUUGGUGCCAAAUGAUGUUAUUUUUACUAAUUUAAUUGAUGGGAACUGCAGGCAUGGAAGGGUUGGCUUUGUUGUGGAAAUGUAUGAUAAGAUGUUGAGAAAAGGUGUGAAACCUGAUUUAAUUAUAUACAACACCCUUCUCAAUGGCCUAUGCAAGAAUGGACAGUUGAGUGAUGUGGCCCGAUGA